Messenger RNA from Podospora pseudocomata, 1352 nucleotides. It is a transcript of the gene MEU1, whose product is annotated as S-methyl-5-thioadenosine phosphorylase. The record is from RefSeq and is a predicted model, not a curated record. Gene Ontology annotation, cellular component: cytosol. Gene Ontology annotation, biological process: nucleoside metabolic process. NCBI's taxonomy places the organism in Eukaryota, Fungi, Ascomycota, Sordariomycetes, Sordariales, Podosporaceae. Bases 340 to 1275 code for a protein of 311 amino acids. The transcript has 2 exons. Gene Ontology annotation, molecular function: S-methyl-5-thioadenosine phosphorylase activity.
CAAAGUUAAAGAGAGUCGAUCUACCACCCAACCUUUGGCCGUUGCUCGAAAUCGACCUUCUGCGCUAAACCCCUCCGAGUCUAGCGUCACAUAAUAACCCCUGUCGAAUCCCCGUCGACCGCAACGUCUCUCCAACGGCGGGGUAAAAUUCGCAUCGAGAGCCCCACCAUAAAUUGUCAGAGCAGGCAGGGUGUCUUCGGCUCAGUGGUGGUCUUACAAAUACCAGAUAUCUCGCGCGCAUUCUUGUUUUGCACUUGGAAGCGUGUGGUUCUGUUCCCUUAACUCUCUUCAUUUUCCCAGAUUGUCUACCCAUCGCCCAAUCGCCCCUAUCCGCCCAUCAUGACCGUCUCGGCCCUCCCCACCACCUUUGACCGGCCCGUCCACAUCGCCGUUAUCGGCGGAACCGGCCUCUCCCAAAUCCCAGGCUUCGUCCCCAUCGCCUCCGUAACCCCCACUACCCCCUGGGGCGCCCCCUCCUCCCCCAUCCUCAUCAUCGAGCACUCGGGCGUCCCCAUCGCCUUCCUCGCCCGCCACGGCGCCCACCACCAAAUUGCCCCCCACGAGGUCCCCGCCCGUGCCAACAUCGCCGCCCUCCGCUCCCUCGGCGUCCGCUCCAUCAUCGCCUUCUCCGCCGUCGGCUCCCUCCAAGAGCACAUCAAGCCCAUGGAUUUUGUCGUCCCCGACCAAAUCAUCGACCGCACCAAGGGUAUCCGUCCCUUUACCUUUUUCGAAGGCGGCGUAGUCGGCCACGUCGGCUUCGCCGACCCCUUCGACGCGAAGCUCUCGGCAAUCGUCCAGAAGUGCGCCGCGGCCAUGAAGGGCGACGGGGUGGUUCUCCACAAGGAGGGGACGGUCGUCUGCAUGGAGGGCCCCCAGUUCAGCACCAGGGCCGAGAGCAACAUGUACCGCUCCUGGGGCGGUUCCGUCAUCAACAUGAGCGCGCUUCCCGAGGCCAAGCUCGCGAGGGAGGCCGAGCUGGCCUAUCAGAUGAUCUGCAUGGCUACUGAUUACGACUGCUGGAGGAACACCGAGGGGGAGGAUGUGGAUGUGGCCAUGGUGAUGAAGUAUAUGGCUGCCAACAGCGAGAACGCCAAGCAUCUUGUUGGUGCGGUGCUGGAUGAGCUGUGCAAGCAGGAGAAUAGCGCUUUGGUGCUGGCGAAGCACUGGGAGGGGAGCGCGCAGGGGGCGGUCAAGUUUAUGACCAAGCCUGAGGGGAGGGAUUCCGAGGCGAUGAAGAGGGUCGAAUUUUUGUUUCCGGGUUUUUGGGAGAAUUAAGGGGUGAUGUCAGUAUUUGGGAUAGAUGGGUGGGCAUUUUCUUGUUUCGAGAUAGAAAGCAAGGGCGUUUGAUAGAU